Molecule: messenger RNA, 736 nt
Organism: Mytilus californianus (California mussel)
Lineage: Eukaryota; Metazoa; Mollusca; Bivalvia; Mytilida; Mytilidae
Exons: 5
Coding region: 155-670 (171 amino acids)
Biological process (GO): mitotic cell cycle; centriole replication
Cellular component (GO): centriole; centrosome
Molecular function (GO): calcium ion binding
Source: RefSeq, a predicted model, not a curated record
GUAUACAAUAAGGCCGUGACGCGAUCGGAUAUUUUAACUUGGUUGAGCAAAUUACAACGAAGUUAUAACAAGAGUAGCGAACCAAGACGCUAGUUUAUAUCAUGUUCCGUUACACACUAGACAAUCAUUUGAACAAGCAUAUGGAAUAAAUGAAAUGGAUGACAAUAAAACCAAACCGGCUACAAUACAACUUAACAAUCAACAGAAGGGGGACCUCCGACAAGCUUUUGAUCUGUUUGAUGCUGAUGGUUCUGGGACUAUCGAUGGAAGUGAAUUAAAGAUAGCACUUAGAGCGUUGGGCUUCGAACCAACAAAAGAAGAAUUAAAGCGAUUGGUGGCGGAAUGUGACAAAGACGGCCUUCUGGACUUCAACGACUUUCUGAAAAUAAUGUCCGACAAAAUGACCGGUCCAGAUACAAAAGAAGACAUGUUAAAGGCAUUUGAUCUGUUUGAUUAUGAAGAAAAUGGUAAAAUAGCAAAACAUAAUGUUAUGCAAAUAGCUGAUGAGCUUGGACUUACUCAGACAGAGAAAAGAGCGAAAGAGCAGGGAUUAGAUCUACCUAUAACAGAAUGGGAAGUAGAUGAAAUGGUCGAUGGUGCUGACAGAAACAGAGAUGGUCUAGUUAGUAAACAAGAAUUUUUGAAAAUUUUAAAGACAGAAAAAAAUUAAAUUAACUUUGUUCUAUUUCAUUUUUUAUUUUAUUUGUAAGUGGUACAUUAUAAAAGUUAGAAAAUA